Molecule: messenger RNA, 2139 nt
Organism: Cyclopterus lumpus (lumpfish)
Lineage: Eukaryota; Metazoa; Chordata; Actinopteri; Perciformes; Cyclopteridae
Gene: nrg2b
Product: neuregulin 2b
Exons: 12
Coding region: 1-2139 (712 amino acids)
Biological process (GO): nervous system development; intracellular signal transduction; animal organ development
Molecular function (GO): signaling receptor binding
Source: RefSeq, a predicted model, not a curated record
AUGAGGCUUGAUCCAGUGCAUUUCUCCAUGCUGGUCAUCGGGGUCUCCUUCGCCUGUUACGCCCCGAGUCUCAACUCCCUCCAGGACCAGGCGUACCAAUCAGCCGUGGUCAUCGAGGGCGAGGUGCGCUCCUCCCCGGAGAACGUCUCCUCCCGGGAGCCCUACAGUGUGAAUGUCAAAGUGCUGGACGUGUGGCCCGUCAACAGCGGCGGCCUCGAGAGGGAGCAGCUCGUGACCGUCGGGGACUUCGGUUCCGAGGCCCCGUGCACCACGGUGGAGAAGGACCACAGAUAUAUCUUUUUCAUGGACCCCACCGCCGAGCCCUUGGUAUUCAAGGCAUCGUACGCCCCUGUGGACGCCAGCGAGCCGGAUCUGAAGAAGGAUGUGGACAGAGUGUUGUGCGAGGACUGCGCCUCUGCUCCGAAGCUUCGGCUGAUGCGAGGCCAGUCUCUGGUGGAAGGGGACAAGCUGAACCUGAAGUGCGAGGCGUCGGGGAAUCCCAGCCCUUCCUUCCGCUGGUACAAAGAUGGACACGAGCUUCAGAAAGGCAGAGACCUAAAAAUAAAGACCAACAAAAAAAACUCAAAGGUGCAGAUCAGUCGUGUCCGUGCAGAAGACUCUGGGAACUACACCUGUGUGGCUGAGAACUCACUCGGACAGGAAAACGCCACGAGUAUAAUCAGCGUGCAGAUCUUGACCACCACCACCCCGUCUCCAGGUGUGAGCCACGCGAGGCGCUGCAACGACUCGGAGAAGGCCCACUGCGUCAACGGAGGAGACUGUUACUUCAUACAUGGUAUUAACCAGCUGUCCUGCAAGUGUCCCAAUGACUAUACGGGGGACCGCUGUCAAAACUCCGUCAUGGCAGAUUUCUACAAGCUUCUCAGAAUUGAAUUUAUGGAGGCCGAGGAGCUCUAUCAGAGGCGGGUGCUGACGAUCACAGGCAUCUGCGUGGCGCUGCUGGUGGUUGGCAUCGUGUGUGUGGUGGCCUACUGCAAAACCAAGAAGCAGAGGAAGAAGAUGCACAGUCACCUGCACCAGAACCAGAAUCAGUGUGUGGAGCAGCCCAACCGCAUGCUGGCCAACGGACCCAAACACCCCGGGCCCGGCCCGGAGGAGAUCCCCAUGGUUGAUUACAUCUCCAAGAGCGUCCCAACGACAGAGUGUGUGAUCAGCCACGGCGCUGAAGGUGCGGGGAAUUACGCAGGCAGCCGAAUGUCUACCCGCUCCCACCACUCCACCACGGCCUCAAAUGCUUCCAGACACGAGGAGCAGACGUGGAGCAUGGAGCGAACAGAGAGCAUGAACUCAGACUGCCAGUCAGGUGGGCUGUCCAGCUCUGUGGGAACCAGUAAGUGCAGCAGCCCGGCAUGCAUGGCGAGGAGGGCCGCCCACUGGGGCUGCACGGACAUGUCCGGACCGGGAAUGCAGUACGGGGACUCCUACGACUCUCUAAGAGACUCUCCUCACAGUGACAGGUACGUGUCGGCGCUGACCACGCCAGCGCGGCUGUCUCCGGUGGAGUUCCACUACCCCCCGUUGCCGCCCCAGGUGCCCACCUUCCAUAUCACCUCGCCCAACACAAGCCACGCCCUCUCCCUGCCCCCCGCCGCAGCCGUCUACCAUCGAGAGGACGACCAGCCGCUGCUCCGAUGCCCCGAUGAUGGGAGUUUAUACAGGCAGCCCCGGCGUCCGCGGCGACCCUACCUGACGGAGAGCACAGGAAGUCUACCAUCCAGCCCCUACCGUCUCCCUGACGACGAGGCCUACGAGACCACGCAGGAGUACGCCUCUUCGCGGGAACCCAUCCGGAGCCGGCGUCGCCCGCGACGCAACCGCCUCAACGGACACAUCUCCCAGCGUUCAACGGGCCUACGGGACUACAGCUCACAGAGCUUCAGCCAGUCAGAGGAGGAGGAGGAAGAGGAGGAGGAAGAGGAUGCUCACGGGGAGAGCACGCCUUUCCUUAGUAUGCAGAACAUGAACAUGGACCCGCCCCUAACCGUCCCAGGUUACCGUGCGUCAUCUGGUGCGGACACACGGACUCACCGCGGGCUGAGUCGGCCAGGGACACGCAGCAACGGGCAGAGCCGCGGCUCCGAGUCGCAGCGCUCCAAGGCCAACAACAUGCCCCUUUAA